Messenger RNA from Fimicolochytrium jonesii, 3120 nucleotides. RefSeq lists its product as uncharacterized. Gene Ontology annotation, molecular function: protein binding. The record is from RefSeq and is a predicted model, not a curated record. Lineage: Eukaryota; Fungi; Chytridiomycota; Chytridiomycetes; Spizellomycetales; Powellomycetaceae. Gene Ontology annotation, cellular component: endoplasmic reticulum membrane. Gene Ontology annotation, biological process: ERAD pathway. The transcript has 10 exons. The coding region runs from base 1 to 3120 and encodes 1039 amino acids.
AUGAGGGUCCACUCAAGUAAACGAAGCCUCUCCAAGCAAACCUUCGUGUUUGCCCUCGUCUUUGUAUGGUUCGUUGCGGUCACAAUCGUAAGAGCGGAUGCGCCGGUCGAUACCCCCGCGGUGUUGAAUGGUGAUGCGGACGGGCCGGGGAAGGCGUUGGAAAAUACUGUUUCAGGAGGAAUGGGAGAGGGUGCGAAGGAGGAAAAUGUGGCCGGGGAAGCCAACAAAGCCACACUGGAAGAACAACGAAACGCAACCUUCAACGAAACCCUCCGAACCCUCAAAUCCCUCGCCCGCCGCAAAUCCCGUCGCACACCCACAGACAGCAGCAACGGCGACCUCCUCCAAACCGCCAUCAACGCCGUGAUCGGCAACGUCCUCCCUGGCCCCUUAGGCGAGCUCGUCGACGAGGUCCGACAGCGCAUUCUCGCCCAUGUCGACUCUGACGGCGAGCAAGGGGAUGUGGGGGAGGAAGCGGGAGAUGAGGAUGUCUCGUGGACGGCGUUGCCGGGGAUUGAGGAGGGGGAUUCCUGGGCUGUGAAGAGAACAAAGGCUUUGAGGGUUUUGAGGGCGUUGGCGAAUGAUGGGCAUGACGGGGCGGUUGAGAUAAUGGGAGACAUGCUUCUGUAUGGGGUAUUCCAGCAUCCGCGAAACGCUAGCAGAGCCUUCAAUUACUACUCGAAACUUGCGCAUGAUACGGGGCGGCCGGCAGGACAACGGCAAGUGGGUUUGAUGUAUGCUACAGGCAUCGGAGUUGAGAGAGAUUACGCGAAGGCGCUUCUUUACCUCAGCUUCGCAGUUGUGGGAGGCGACACGAUCGCAGAGCAGGCGCUCGGAUACUGGCACCUUAUGGGGAUCGCUACGCCGCGCAACUGUGACGACGCCGUGGUUUACUACAGGCGCGUCGCUGAAAAAGCUGUCGAACGAUUCAAUUCCGGACCACCUGGUGGGCUAGCCAUGCCGCUUGCGAAGAUGCGGUUGCCGGAUCAGGAUGGUGGUGUCUAUGGUUUUGGCGCGAGUGGAACCGGGGACCCGAACCUGCGGUCGGGCGGUAGAUCGGGCGGGGCUAUGAGCACUGAGGACAUUUUGCAGUACUAUCGGUUGCAGGCGGAUGGAGGGGAUCCGUUGGCACAGCUCUUAAUCGGCCAGCUAUUCUACCUCGGCUCCUACAACGUUAAACAAAACUUUCAAAAAGCCAUGCUUUACUUCCGCCAAGUCGCCAGCCAGCAUCCCGGCCUCAAACCCGCCCGCGGCAGCAGCGAGGAGGCGCCCCAGACCGUCCGCGACGCCGCGACGUCUGCGAUGGGCUUCAUUGGGCAGAUGUAUUGGCGCGGCGAGGGUGUGGACGUGAAUCUGGAUGCUGCGAGGAAGUGGUUUGAGAAAGGUGCUGAGGAUGAGAAUGGGGUCUGUCUGCAUGGGCUGGCGGUUAUGUAUAUUGAGGGGCUGGGUGUUCCGAGGGAUCCCGCAAAAGGCCUAAGCUACCUCAACCUCGCAGCCAAGAAAGACCACGCGGAUGCACAAGUCCGGCUGGGCAAAAUGUACUUUGCAAGGGGCAAAGCAGAGUACCAGAACGCGAUGAGCUGGUUCAAUGCCGCCCGGAAUAAAGGCCACAUUGUGGCUUUGUACCAUUUGGGCGAAAUGCAUGAGUAUGGAUACGGACUGCCCGCGCCGACUUGCCACGUCGCUGUUUUGUACUAUAAGAGCGUCGCGGAGAAAGGCGAUUGGCACGAUCCAACCAUCCAUGCCGCACCGGAGGACUUCCGUACCGGGGACUACGAAGGGGCAUUUAUCAAGUAUCUUUUCGCAGCUGAGCGAGGGUAUGAAGUGGCGCAGACCAAUGCUGCGUGGAUCAUCGAUCGAGGAUACUACAAUCCAGAGAAAACAGGUGCACUUUUACCUCCCGCUCACGCGACAAAGAAGUCGGACAGAACCGACGUUCAGCCUUACGACGCGCACUCGACCGCACUGUACCUGUGGAACCGCGCAGCCAACCAGGGCAACGUUAACGCUCGGGUAAAAAUGGGCGAUUACUACUACUACGGGCAGGGCGUACCGAAAGCGGCGGAAGCGAAAACCACGGAAACCACUGCCAAAGAUGGCGUUACCCCUACCGACGGAGAUAAGUCCGCAGCUGAACCGGAGACGGCGCCCGUCACUGAUCCAGAAGACAGCCGCUCCUUCGUCCAGGACAUCAUCGACACCCUGAACGGAUAUAUAUCGUCCCUCUUCCCUUCGCCGACGCACCAUCACACGAAAGGCGAUCCCCAGCGUGCGGCGGUGUACUACCAAGUAGCCGCCGACAACGAAUUCUCCAGCAUCGCCAUGUGGAACCUUGGCUGGAUGCACGAAAAGGGCAUCGGCGUAGCCCAGGACUACCAUCUCGCCAAACGCUUCUACGACCGCUGUCUCGUCACAAAUCCGGAGGCGUACUUGCCCGUCAACCUGGCCCUGGCGAAGCUGAGGCUGAAAAUGUUUUGGCGGUGGGUGAAGGACGGCGGGUUGUGGUCGGGCGUAUCGUUUCCGAGCUUUUUGGGCGGGGAUGAGGUGCAACAUAUGGACUUUGACCCUGUUGCCGGCGGCGGCGGCGGCGCGAAUGAUGCGGUUAUGGGUGGCGCGAAUCGAAAGACGGGCGAAGGUGAGCCGCGGCCUCAUCGACAACAACAGCAUAAUCCGUGGGACGACUAUUACGAGUACGACGAUUUCCUGGAACGGUUCGGAGAAGAUGCGGGCGGGCUGGAUGAUGACGGGUUUGGAGUGGCGGGAGCCAGUGAUAGCUUCAUCAUCGUCAUGCUGUGUGGGGUAGCCGCCGCCCUCCUGGCGUGGCGGCAAGGCGUGUUGCGGAGACGGCAGGAGGAGAUCCGGAGGGGUAUGGAGAGGCUGGCGAGAGAGCAGGCGCUCGUGCAGCAACAGCAGCGGAGACCACAUGGGGGUGUGGGUGGUAUGGCCGGGGCGAGUGGGCCUGUUGUUCCCGACCCGCCGGCCGCGGUGGAGGAGCAAUCACCGGUUUCUGAAACGUUACCAGCUUCAGAGGUCGCACAAACAGCUGCGCCAAGUAGUGAAUCCCAGGAAGGAUUGAGUCGACGGGCACCACCUAGCGAAGCGGCGGAUGCGCAGGAAUAG